AUGAUACUCCUAAUUUUUCUAUUCCCACUAAUUUUUUGCUGUCCUGAAUCUAGUGUUUCAGAUGACAAAAUCACCUUGGAGAAGGAUUGCGAAGUUUCGGUAGGCGAGGAUUAGAAGAAUCCGAGGGGUCAUCUACAGUAAUGAUAAGCUAGAUUUUUAGUAUGAAACUCACUUUACUCCAAACCCAACCAUUUUUGCGAAUCAAUAAAACUCGAAAUGCUUAAUUUCUCUUGGAUAUUUCACGUGAACGUGCCAAAAAAUUAAAUAUUUCAUUUUUAUUUAUUUUGUAGAUAACCAUCCCGGAUACUGUAGAAUUAUUGUCACAAAAAUCCUUUUUUUCAAAGAUCCAACCGUCUUCUGAAUCUGCCAUUCAACUGAAACUUCCCUGCAAUAAUGAAAUAAAAAUAUGGCUCCUCGCGGAAGAUCAAUCCAUUUUUCACUCGAUUUUCAACGAGACUUGCACCAGAACAGAACUACAUACCCAAACGUGGACAGCUCCCAAAAAAACAGGCGUCAAGCUUGUUCUCAUCUCCGAAAACUCUAUACAAAUACCUUUGAUCCAUAUCCACGAUCAAAAUAUUUGUAGCUAUCCCAUAGUUCGGCUAACUACAAAUUUUACCCAAAUUCAGGAAGAUGUAUUUUUCAGCGAUUAUCAAAGUUGUGUAUACAGAUUGAUUCCAUCUGAAGAAAUACGCAAAACGUUUAACAGAGUGCAUAUCGCUUUCAAUGGUUUAACGACAAAUUAUGAGAUGAGAAGAGGUGUUUUGAAUUUUGCAUUUAAUGGACAACAAGAUUUUCUACUCGAAGAAUUCGAUAUCGCUCUCGAUGCUCUUACUCAACCUCCAAAUACCACAGCAACUCUGAAAUUCGAUAAAUGUCAGAACGGCUUGAAAAUCUUGGAGAUUCCAAAGGAAAACUUGACUACAAGUGUUAUUAUGGAACCAGAUUGGGUUGAUAAAUGUCAACAUAUGAAAAGUAUUUAUGAGUUGAAGUUUUUGGAUUUGGCGAAUGAUGAGAUUGUGGUUUUUAAGACGGAUUUGCAAUGGCAGAAAAGAACAUACAGUAAUGAAGUGACGUUUAAAUUGAGUGAUUUGGAUGGAAGAUUAUUGAUGAAGUAAGUCGAAUUCUGAAAAUAGACCAAAACUGAAAGGAAGAGCUCAUAAGUUUAUUUUUGCAGCGGAUGAUCAGAUUGAUAAAGUUUUUAAUAAAUUCUAAAACUUGUUCAUAAUGUUGAAAAAUAGGCCUAGAAGUUGUGAGAUUCAUUUCCAACCAUUUGAACCCCAUACAAAAACCCUGCCAGCGUUUUCUCUAGAAACACCAAAAAACAAUUUUCAGCAAUUCUCAUCAUCUCAACAUCGCUGCUUUUAAAACAAAAGGCCUUCGUGUCGAAUUCUAUACGAUCAACAACUACGAAACUGUAACCAUUGACUUCAUACGGCUUAAAAUUGAUCACAAAUGUCGUCGUGAUUUAUUCGGCUCGGAAACUAUCACACGAGAAGGUCGCUAUUGGACUGUCAUACCCAAACAUUGCCGAAACGUAUUUAUACAUUGGCGCUUCCAAAAUACUCAUCAACAUUUGGGAUUAACACAUAUCAAUUUACACGUCAAAGUUGAAAAUGCGGGAGAUGGUGAUUUAUUGGAAAGUGAUCAUUUGAGUUAUGAGAAUGAAGAAAGCGAAGAAUUGGCCAAGGAUUUUGAAAUUCAAAGAGUUUUCAGCACUGUAAAAGAUAGUCUUGAGUUUGCGUUUAUAAGAUUCAAUCAAAGUGAAUUCAAUAAUAAUGACACGGAAAUUAUGAUUUCGUGGAAUUUCAAUACUGGUAAGUAUUCUGAUAUUUUGAAGACUCAAAAAAUUAGAAGAGCUGGAAGAACUUUCAUGGAAUUUCAAUUUCCGGGAUUGAUAAUACAGACCUUUGCCUAUAGUAUUUGUUUUUUUCUGAAUUUUUCGAAAUGAUUUUUUUCAGGCUAUGACUGUCCAGUAGAGAAUAAUUACACAAUUCCAAUUUCCACCUCAAUGAAUCUAACAAGUCCAAAUUAUCCUAAUAGCUUUACUACAAAUAUGAAUUGUGAUACUUAUAUUCAAACUAAUGACAAGUUUGUUGAUUGAUUAAUGUCUUACCUAAUUAAUUUAUGUUUCAGCGGAGUUCUGGAGAUUAAAAUCAAUAAGCUAUACAUAGUCAACGGUGAACUUAAAGUUAUUGAAGAAAAAUUCGAAAAUACUACGAUUUUGGAUGGUCCCCAAACAAAAUUGGUAUUUGGUCCAAGAAUUCAACUAAACUUCCAAUCUUCUGAUGAACAUCCUGGAUUAAAAGAAAAAUAUCAUAUUACCAUAACUUCUAGGCUAAAUGAUUCAAUACCCACUCAGACUCCCACUACCCGAAUUCCAACCACCCAGAUUCCCACCACAUCCCAAAUUUCCACCACUACAGAAACACCCGCAGAAUCUGCUCAUUCACACACUUUUAUCAUUAUCUCGUUCCUAUUUUUCGCCAUUUUGCUAGUCGUUUUUGGAUUUUUGUAUCAACAGCGGAAUUUGAAACGGGCUCAGAGACGUAUGAGAUUUACAGCUGAGUGAGUUGGCUUAACUUGGGUUCGAGAAAAAUCGUGUUUUUUUCAGCGCUCCGAACAGUCGAUUGGACUUUUUCCGAUAA
This is a messenger RNA of Caenorhabditis angaria, 2648 nucleotides long. The record is from the annotation of a GenBank genome assembly. NCBI's taxonomy places the organism in Eukaryota, Metazoa, Nematoda, Chromadorea, Rhabditida, Rhabditidae.